Eupeodes corollae is the source of this 762-nucleotide messenger RNA. RefSeq lists its product as uncharacterized. The record is from RefSeq and is a predicted model, not a curated record. NCBI's taxonomy places the organism in Eukaryota, Metazoa, Arthropoda, Insecta, Diptera, Syrphidae. The transcript has 4 exons. The coding region runs from base 145 to 723 and encodes 192 amino acids.
UCUGACAUUUUAGCUGUAGUCAAAAUGAAAACAUUUCAACGAAUAGUUGACGUAGAUAGCGUAUAAUUUCGUCAACUGCAUUUUAUCGAAGAGAAGUGAAUUACUUUAUAGAAUAAAUUUCAAAACCAAUAUAAUACCAAAAGUAUGGAAGACACGACUACCAAAAUAGUAAAUUAUUUCGAACCAAACAAUGGUUAUUUAGAAAAGACUGAAAAUGCUAAUGAAAACGCAACAAACCAUCUGGAAGUCUCUUUUAGUGGGCGACCAAAUACAAAUGUAGAAGAAAAUGGAAAUUCCGAAUAUUAUAAACAGACAAAUACAUGUCGUAUUCUUCAAAGAAAAUUAGAGCUAAAAGUUGAAAAAGCAAAACGCAGUUACAACCAAUAUCAGGAUACUUGUUCAAAAAAAUCACAAUCUUCAAGCCUAAUUCCAAUUAGUCGCCUACAAAUACCUGGUUAUGUCGAAAACCAGCCGUUAGUUGAUUACAAAUCUGAAAGUGAUGACCAAGAAGAAAUAUCUUUCUUCCCAUUAAAGCUGAAGAGUACAAAGAAACAAGAGUUGUCAGAUACAUUUAGCAUACAAGAAAUAGCAAUUGAGUCAGAAGACAAUAAUUCAGAUGAUAGUGACACCUCAGUAAAUUUAGAGCUUCUUCCGCCCCGUUUGAAAACAAAUCUUUUGGAUAAAGUUUUAAAUUGUUUUUAUUGUGUACAGGGUAAAAUUUAAUAAUAAAUAAAUCAUAAACUUAUUGUGAAGAAAUAGAAA